Aspergillus lentulus is the source of this 2946-nucleotide messenger RNA. The record is from RefSeq and is a predicted model, not a curated record. NCBI's taxonomy places the organism in Eukaryota, Fungi, Ascomycota, Eurotiomycetes, Eurotiales, Aspergillaceae.
AUGACAUACACGAGUCUGCUGGAAGGGAGUUUACACAAUGUCAAUCUUACGCGGCCUUCGGAGAGUCACCUCAACCAGCUUGAUGUUAAGGACUUUCUUCAGGGGAGCCGUAGUCUUCGUCUCGGAGAGGCGACCGCCUGGCGAUGGGAGACUAAGGAUGAGUCGAUGAGCGACCAAGAGGUUGCAUCGCAUUUGGCUUUGAUCACACUCGUGUUUCCCACCUCCGAAAGCAACCCAGGAAUUUCUGCCGUCCAGGAGAGUAUUUUUUCGGACUUGACCGCUGCACAACCCGUCUCUCGAACACCUAGUGUCUUAUCCUCCGUCUUGAGCGAAACUUCAAUCGCUCUUUCUGUGCCUUAUGAUUACCUGGAGGAGGUUCUAUGCAAAACUCAGAACUUCGCGAAGUCGCAGGGUGAGCACUCGGGGCAAAUAUGGACCUUGAAAACCGCUGGAAAAGGCAAUUCUGGUCCGAAGCUCAGGCUCUGGCUGAUAGACUUUCUGGCCUCCUUUGUCGAUUUAAUCAAGCAUGCGCAAAUAGUUGAUAUCGUCAUCAUGUUGUUGGCAUACCUGGCGAUGUACCUCACUUUCCUGUCACUCUUCAUGUCGAUGCGCCGACUCGGGUCCCGUUUCUGGUUGGCCUCUUCGGUGCUGCUCUCUGGUUUCUUCUCUUUGUUCUUCGGACUAAAAGUCACUGCUAGCAGUGGUGUACCUACCUCCAUGAUCAUUCUUUCUGAAUGCCUGCCAAUUCUGGUAGUCAUUGUGGGAUUUGAGAAACCCAUCCGUUUAACGAGAGCGGUACUUCAUGCUGCGACCGAGGCCCACGUUCCUGCAAAACCAAUGGCCCGGCGGUCCAUACCCGAAGCCAUUGAGGUGGCCAUCAAGCGCGACUUGCUUCUAUUUACUUUCUACGUCGGUGUGCUCUGUGUGGAACUGGAAGUCACGCGCAUUAGAAAGCAUGUCAAGCCGCAUAGGAGUCUGGAAGACGAUGGCAUGGCCACUGGUAACCAGGAAUUCAACUCCCGUAUCUUUGGCUGCAAGGUCAAGGCUGCUAAUGUAUCUCGGUGCAAAUUUCUCAUGGUUGGCGCCUUCGUGCUUUUCAAUGUGCUUCAGCUGUCGUCCCUGUCUUACGGCAACGUCAGGGUUUUUAACUGGGUGCCGUACCUGUCGAGACCUUCCGACAUCCUGAUGCCGGCCCCAAUCAACCCUUACCGAGUCGCACGCAAUGGUCUGGACGAUAUAUCUGUGGUUGCCCGGGCGAGUAACAUCGAAACGCGCGUUACAGUGUUGCCGCCGAUCAAAUACGUCCUGCAGUCGCAGACUGAGCCUUGUGGGGAUAAUUAUGCUGGCCCGCUCUGCGAUACACUACGCGGCCGUAGUCUUGGGGGCGUGCUGGCAUGGCUCGAAGAUCCAGGAAUCAGCAAAUGGGUGAUUGCUGUGCUGUUCCUAAGCAUGGUACUGAACAGUUAUUUAAUGAAGGCAGCUCGCCGUAAUCUACGCGAGCGCGAGGUGAUUCCAGACAGCUCUUCUGCAAUCGUGAGCCAGUCAAAUGGCUCUUCCAAUGAGUCUGAAAAGACCAUGCCAGGACCUAGUGAGCUGACAGACACGCGAAAAAGCGAACGAGUGGAUGCCAUGCUACAAAAAGGACGAGAAUCGCUAUUGGAAGAUGAGGAGAUAGUCAAUCUAUGCCUCCGCGGCAAAAUUGCCGGUCAUGCCCUGGAGAAAAUGAUGGAACGCCAUCCGAGGAUGAGCCGCUUGGAAGCCUUUACCCGAGCUGUCAAGAUCCGCCGCGCAGUGGUGUCUCGUACACAGUCCACUCGUGAUGUGGCAAGUGACCUAGAGUAUUCAAAAGCUCCCUUUGAGAACUAUGACUAUACCCUAGUCCAUGGGGCCUGCUGUGAGAAUGUCAUUGGAUAUCUGCCAUUGCCAGUAGGUGUGGCUGGACCCCUGGUAAUAGAUGGUCAGAACUAUUUCAUUCCAAUGGCAACUACUGAGGGAGUACUAGUAGCCAGCGCGAGUCGGGGUUGCAAAGCGAUUAAUGCUGGGGGCGGCGCUGUGACCGUCAUCAAUGCUGACGGCAUGACCCGAGGGCCAUGCCUUGCAUUCCCAUCCCUAUCUCGCGCAGCAGAAGCCAAGCAAUGGAUUGAUUCAGACAAAGGAAAGAAGGUCCUGACCACGGCAUUCAACUCUACCAGUCGAUUUGCCCGCCUGCAGGGCUUGAAAUCAGCGCAGGCUGGCACCUACCUCUAUGUCCGAUUCAAAUCGACGACUGGGGACGCAAUGGGGAUGAACAUGAUUUCGAAAGGAGUUGAAAAGGCCCUUGAAGUCAUGAAGGAGCAUGGGUUUUCAGACAUGGCAACUAUUUCAGUGACAGGCAACUACUGCGUCGACAAGAAAUCAGCCGCGAUCAACUGGAUCGAUGGACGGGGCAAGUCAGUUGUCGCUGAGGCUUUGAUACCAGGGGAUGCGGUGCGCUCCAUUCUCAAGACAGACGUGGAUGCACUUGUUGAACUCAACACUGCUAAGAACCUGGUCGGCAGUGCCAUGGCUGGCUCUAUUGGCGGCUUUAAUGCCCAUGCAUCCAACCUGGUCGCGGCAGUUUUUCUAGCUACAGGGCAAGACCCAGCGCAGAAUGUCGAAAGUAGCAGCUGCAUCACCAUUAUGAAGAAUGUCAAUGAUAACCUGCACAUCUCAGUUUCAAUGCCGUGCAUCGAAGUUGGAACAAUCGGCGGCGGAACCAUCCUUGAACCGCAAGCCGCCAUGCUUGAUCUGCUGGGUGUUCGAGGUGCACAUGCCACCAACCCUGGAGAUAAUGCCCGUCAGCUGGCCCGAAUCGUCGCAGCCACCGUGCUGGCAGGCGAGUUGAGCACGUGUGCUGCUUUGGCGGCGGGUCAUCUAGUCAGUGCUCAUAUGGCUCAUAAUCGCAGUAAAGCGGCGAAGACUGGAUGA